Notodromas monacha is the source of this 5073-nucleotide messenger RNA. The record is from the annotation of a GenBank genome assembly. NCBI's taxonomy places the organism in Eukaryota, Metazoa, Arthropoda, Ostracoda, Podocopida, Cyprididae.
AUGGGACGCCACGACGAGAUAAUUGAAGGCGGCCCAGGGAAGAGCGCCGCUGUGGCGAGGAACCGCGAGGGAAGAAGCGACGGCUCCUUGUUGAGCAUGGCGAGUUCGGAACAUGACGAGGUGAGUGCUGUUGCUGUUAUUGAUCCGCCCCCGGAUGGCGAUUCUGGGCUCGGCCAGACGUCGCGGCAUUCUUCAAAGCUUUCAUUGACAGAGAGGAAAAGUCAAGACGGAGCGGAAUGGGAUCCGUUGGGCGAGCCGCCGUUGGGAGCGGCGCCGUUGAGUCAUUCGGCGGCGCGUCACAAGAUCGCCGUCCGUCCGCGACGGACGACGGGUCCGACAAGGCAUCGACGCCUGCAGCAGCUGUCGUCGGCGUCCGUCUUACCAUCGACGCCGGAAAUGAACGAGGAUGUUGUCGGGUCUUCGUCGGGCUACGUCAUGACCAAGUCGCACUCUGAGACCCUGCAGGUGUUUUCGAAUAGUACUUCCAGGACUGUGUCGUCGUCGGUGGUGGUGGAAACGUCUUCCGCGACUGCCGCCACUUCGCCGACGCCGCCACCGCAGCACUCGCGUCAGCAAGAGAAGAUUUUGGGCAUGAGGUCGUCAGUGCGACCAAGUUCACCAUCUCCGACCCCUUCGCCUUCGACCAAGCUUUCCAGAAGCAAAUCAACUGGAGCUGAUCGUAAAAUGCGUCACGAAGUGGAGCGAUUUUAUGAAAACAAACGGCCGGAAGUCGACGCCAAAUCGACUCCUCUCAGACACGUUUCGCCGCCGAAAAGGACGCCUGUCUUUGAAGACGACCCCCCGGGUGCUGAAGAAACCCCGGUUAGUUCGUCGUCGAUCGUCGCAGCGGCUUUUGGACGCGAGAGUCGACGCAGGGAUUUGCGAAGAAUCAAGAAGGAGAAAGAAGACAAGAAAAACAGCAGCUUUGGCAGGCAAAAUCAUAGUAAAUCCCCAUCCGACGAUGCAGUCAACGGCGGCAGCGAAUCCCAUUCUUUCUUCGGACGACUUUUACCUUCCAAUUUUAGACGCAGUUUCAAGAAAAAGAAGGAUGAUGGCAAGCACGGAGAUGAGAAUGUGGGAACGGACGAUGACGAAGGCGGCUUUGUUCCGAAUGCGUUGUCGAAACCACGGAGCGAGUCCCAGCCGCCGCGGCGGUUUUCGUCCACGUCCGUGUCGCCGCAACGCCGGAUGGACCCCAAGGGCGGCUACGCGCAAGACACGGACACCAAGUUUGUGCGACCCGAGGCGUACGCACUGCUUCCGCCAUCUGCUGAAACCGGCGCCGCCAACAAAACCCACACCGUCAGAAUGCCUCGCAGUUUCACUCGUUCCGAAUCCGACAGUACAAAGCCCGCCGCUGACUAUUCUAACAAGGACGUACAGCAGAAACCAUCGCCUGACACAAGCAACAAGGGCGAAGACAGUGUUGUGAUCCAACCUGACGUGAUCCACAAGACCCCGACUGCUGACCCGAAGCCCCAUUUCAUGGUGGGCAGUGCGCGACGUCGGACGUCGACUCAAGAAGAACAGGUCAAUGACGAGUUGGAAACGAAGUGGCAGUUGCGGAAAAGCCACCACAGUAUUGAGAAGCUUAUGGAACAGACUUCGCCUCCGGUUGCCGUAAUGCGACCGAAGACAAAAGAUGCUCCUUCUUCGUCGCCCAAGUCAAAUAGUGGAGAAGAGUCUACGGAGAAUCGACGUCAGAGUUUAUUUGUGCAUUUACGCCGCACUGGUUUUUUUGACGUGACCCAGAAUGGGGUCAAUAACGGUGACAGUGGACCGAUGUCCUUGGAUAGCGUCUUGACUUCGAGGACUGACGAUGAAACAGCGACAGCGGAGGAUAGCUGCAGCAGCGGGAGUGGCACUAGUUUUACUUCUAACGGCCCGGUGUCGCUGCUUGUUAUGCCUGCCACUAGACCAGUGCCAGCCAAGCGUGCCAGUAUCAUGCCACGCGGGAGGAACGAAGACGAUGACGACAGUGCGGAAGACUUACGUGCUGUGAAGGAGCCGGAAAUCAAACCGAAGGUUUGGGAAUGCAAGGUGCGAGCGUUCGAACGUCAUCAACUGAAGCACUCGAGUUCCUCUUCAUCCUCUACCUCGUCUUCGUCCACGGUGUCGACAACGUCUUCUUCCCCUUCGCUUUUGACGAAAGGACCUCCGCCUGCUCCGAUUCUCGGAGUCAUGGAGACCGACCUGGAUGACGAUGCCAUGGAGACGGAUCCGAUCGUCGCAAGUUUCAUCGGCCCGCGACCCACGUUCAACCCCAACUCCGGCACAGCCAUAACAACACGCCCAAAGCUCGUCGCGAUGUCGACUGCCGAUGAUCAGGCGGCUUCAACAACGUCAUCACCAGGCUCUAGAACUGUGAUCAAAAUUGGUGAAUCCCGGAAGAAUCCCGCGUCAAAGAUCCCGGUGUUGAGUAGUGCCGCGCCGACAGCACCGGCAUCAACACUGGCACCCACGACUAUUUCUCCGCCGACGUCGUCGAGUCUCGUGGCUGCAGUGUCAAAGCCGACAACGUUGAAUAUUGACGGCAGCAUUGUGGAGAUGCGGACGAAGCCGCCAGUGCCCGAGGCGCCGUUUAAUCGCGCGAGUUGGCGUCCAGCUUCCACCAGUGCUGCUGGUACGCCAGCAACGUCGCCUGCCACGUUGGCACCACCUGACUCGCAGCAGACGCAGGCCAAUGAAUUGCUGAAAGUGUUCCAGAGACGGUCCUUGAAAGCCAAAGACGCAGAGAACCUCCAGGCUCAGGUCAUAGAGCUUCUGGACAAGGACAAAGUGAAAGAGAAAACUCUUGAGCCCGUGAAGCAGACCCCCGAAAUCUUGGAAAUCAUGAAUUCCUCUCCAGAGAAGCCGAAAGCGUUUCCCUUCAAGCCAGAGACGGCGUUGACGAAUAACAAUAAUAACAACACCAACAACAAUAACAAUGUUUUGAACAACCGAAACUCCUCCGGUGCCGCUCAGAACAAUUUGAUCAACAACUUUGUGAACAAUAACACGAAGAUGAACAUGAUGUCAGUUGGACAAAAUGGUAGUAGCCAGAAUGACAGCAGCAUUCCAGAAUGGAAGCGAAUCGCCCAGCUUCGGAAGGAACAACGAGAACAAAAGGAGCAACUUACGAAGGACCUGGAUGCUGAGAGUGCUGGGAAGAAUGCUGCUGCCCGAUCAUCCAAAGUCUUGGACCUUGUAAACAAUUUCCAGAAACGUGUCGCUGACCCGCCGACGACAUCCAACUUGUGAUCCCUUUGCAGAUGGCGAGCAAGAUGCCAUCGCUGGUUUAACUGGUGCAUUUGCUUAUGGAUGAAGUGUGAAAAAUGGUCGCCGCCGCCGUUCUUUUGCCGACAGCUUUACGUUGCUUUCAUUUUCAACUCUUCCCUGGACUGGGGAACAGGAGAUGGAACGCUUUUAUUUUCCAGGAAUCGUAUCGUAUUUUCGUUGGCAUAGGCGGAAAUGCGACUCGACCGUGAUUCCCGUAUAUUCUCCGCUACAAAGUGCUUUCGUUGAUCGAGAAGCUCUUUUUAUUUUUUUUUUCGGCUGACGAAGGGCGACUUCAGAGAUGCGAGUGGCGAAAGCUACUUUUUCUCCGUUAUUUUUCCACAUGUUUGUUCGCGCUCUGUGAUAAUACGAUUUGUUUUUUCGACACUGAAUGGUCCGAUCGGGUUCGUGAGGAAAUUCGCCGCCGUUAGAGGGCGAACGUUGUGAAAAGGAUUGAGUGAGUGAUGGUAUCCGUUUGGUGUGAACGUUACGGUCAAUGCGGUGAUCUGGGUUGACUCUUCGUCGAGCGAACUAGAAAAAGAUGAACAAGUUUCUUGCAUAGCAACUUUCCGCUUGGUUGACCGGCUCUCUUGCCGGAAAUCAUUAACCGAAUCCUGAGGUUUUAAGCGGAUUGAUGAGCUGAUAAAAUUCGGGGAUAGUGGUCGUACCAGAACGUCACUGGGAAGUGGAGAGAGUGCAUUGUACUUGUAGGAUAAAUGUUACUGUUUUGACCUUUGGAAUUACGAUUUCUUUUAUCAAUAGGUGUCACUCAUGAAUCAUCAAUCCAUCGUUCUUGAUAAAAUUUCGCUGUGUUUGGAUUUAUCCUCCGUGCACUAGACUAAAUGAAUCAUUUGCUCAAAAUUGUCAUGGAUAUCAAGGACGAAUUUUUCCCGACUCAAGCGACCCUUAACUGACCAUUUUUUUUUAAUUCUUAUAAAUAUUCCUUAUUUAAUGUGCAGUCUUUAAAAAUUUUGAAACACACUGAAAGCUCUGACCGCGUUAUUGCGCACCGUGCCCUCUUUCCCCUAGGAAACGAAAGAAUUAUCAAUUUUUAAAAUUUAUAAAUCCUGAUUCUGGUGCUAAGAAAAUUGAUCAAAGCUAUCAAUCAAUAAUGUGUUUUCUUUGAUCCACAAAUUUACACUCGUCAUCUCUUACUCUGAUCAAUUCAUCAUUGACUCCAUUCGCUCGUAUCUACUGGUUGUUUUCGUUGACCAUAUAAUUGAAUGAAAAUGUUUUCGCUGCGAGACUGUAAAUUCAGACGAUGAACAAGUUGUCCAAGUUAGUUGAGUUGACUGUGAGUUGCUACAUGUGGGGAUGAGAAGAAAAGCGAAAGAGAGUCCAUUGAUGCUCUCUUCCCGAUUUUGCUUUCGUGAAUGUGAAGGGAGCCAGGAAUUCACAUGGAGGUUAAUUUUUUUUUGGUUUUUUUAUGCAAGGAUUGAAAAGAGAAAUUAAAAAGUUUUUGUUCGCGAUUCGAUGGAAAUUAAAAAGUCGAAUCAAGGAUCGUGUAUCGUUGUAACUCGUAAUCGCGUUGUUGCUGUGCGAGGCGAUGACGUAACUCUCACUGAUGCAAUUUGUGUUUCCAUGGCGAAUUCAUUACCCUUGGAUGACGUUUCCGUUUCUGACGAAAACUUACGCGCUUAUCUCUCACUUCCCUAUGUUUUUUUCCCGGGAUGAAUUUGCGAUUCGAAUUUUCUUCGAAGUGGGUUCUGUACCAAGUCGAUCUGGACUGAUUUCUAUGCGAAAACUCUUCUCUUUUGUGCUCCGCUGCUUUCGGAUGAAGCUAUGCUUGGAGGAAAUAUAUGUUCGCUUCCGCUUGAA